UUUUAUUGGACAAAUUAUUUGAUAACAGAAAAGGAAAACUAAAAGAAAAGGAAACUCUAACAAAAUCAUACUCAAAAAGGAAAUAAGUACCUCUUUUACUCUAUAGUCUCCUAUAAAUACAGCACACAUCAACACCAAAACUCUCAUCCUUCUCAAACAAUGCCGACAGCAACAACCAAAGCAUUAUCGCUUCUUGUUCUUCUCUUCUUCGUGUCCCUCGUCCACGCAACAGACCCAUGUCUGAUCAACUCCAUCUACCAAUUCGGAGACUCCAUAGCCGACACCGGGAACCUAAUCCGCAACGGUCCUAUCGGAGCUUCAACUCCCUCUCCUAAACCCUUACCUCAACGUAAACACCACGCAACCGUCUUCUUCAGUAACGGAGUUAACUUCGCCGUCGCCGGAAGCACAGCCUUAAACAGCUCUUUCUUCACCUCAAGGAACCUCCACGUACCGGCGACGAACACACCUCUCUCCACUCAGCUCUCUUGGUUCAAGUCUCAUCUACGUUCCACGUGUCACAACCCAUCCUGUUUGAAGCAGUCUCUCGUCAUGAUGGGUGAGAUAGGAGGAAACGACUACAACUACGGUUUCUUCCAAGGCAAGUCAACGGAAGAGAUCAGAAGCUACAUACCUCACGUGGUCGGAGCCAUCGCAGCCGCGGCUAGAGAAGUGAUCAGAGCCGGUGCGGUUAACGUGGUCGUACCGGGAAACUUCCCCGUCGGAUGUUUCCCGAUUUACUUGACGUCUUUCCCCGUGAACGAUCCAAAAGCUUACGACGAUAAAGGAUGCUUGAUUCGUCUUAACGAGUUCGCCAUGGACCACAACAACCAACUCCAAGAAGCUAUAAGUUCUUUGCAAAAGGAGUUUCCCGGUGUGGUUAUCGUCUACGGAGAUUACUACAACGCGUUUCAGUAUGUUCUGAGCGGUUCUGUGGGAUUCGACAAGAGUGUAGCUUUGAAGUCGUGUUGUGGGAUCGGUGGAGGUUACAACUACGAUGGAAAGAGACAGUGUGGAGCUGUGGGAGUGCCGGUUUGUCAGAAUCCAGACAAGUUUAUAAGCUGGGACGGAGUGCACUUGACUCAGAAGGCGUAUAGGUUCAUGUCUAAGUUCUUGAACUACAAGAUUCUUCCGCAGAUCAAGUGUGGUGGAGCUUAACCAAGCAAGAGUGUUUCCUUCUAGUUUGAUAGUUUGUAUUUUCCUUUCAGUUGAUUAAUUAAUGCGAUGAUAACAUGUAAUUUUUUUUUUCAAUGUGUAUAAAGUAUAAACUACUUGCAAAUUAAUGUUACUGUAAAUACAGUAAAAAUUCUAUAAAUUAACAAACACGCUAAAUUAUUAAAUUUCUUCGGUUUCGAAUUGAGCCAAUUCAAAAUAUGACACAAAUCAAUAAAAUAAUAAAAUAAUAAUCUUUAAAAAAUAUAUGUAAAUAUAUAGUUUCACUAAAACUAUCAAUCAAAAAUAUAUAUAAGUACAACAAAACAUUAUAUUAUCUGUUUUAUAAUUACAAUGAAAUUCAUCUCUAUUUUUUCGUAACACUUCAAAAUAUUUUGAUAAUAUUUAGUUAAUUAUAUCUAAAUCUAAAUUUAAAUUCUAUGACACAUAUUUCGUACCAAAUCCUAUAACAAAAACGAUAUAAAAAUAGAAUUUUUCAAAUUUA
Molecule: messenger RNA, 1657 nt
Organism: Brassica rapa (field mustard)
Lineage: Eukaryota; Viridiplantae; Streptophyta; Magnoliopsida; Brassicales; Brassicaceae
Product: GDSL esterase/lipase At5g03980
Molecular function (GO): hydrolase activity, acting on ester bonds
Source: RefSeq, a predicted model, not a curated record